GCGUGUCCGGGGCGUGGCUUUCUUGUCGUGGUUGUGUCACUCCGGGGCUCCGGGCGGGCGGAGUCGCUCCGCGAUGGCGGCGGACGGGGACUGGCAGGAUUUCUACGAGUUCCAGGAGCCGGCGCGGAGUCCCCCGGACCCGGAGCGCCGCCCCGCGAGCCCCGAGGAUGGGCCGGGCCCAGGCGGCGGCUUCCGCGCGCUGGCCUGCAGUCUGGAGGAGCAACUGAGCCUGUGCUUCCGCCCCGCCGCGCCCGCCGCUGAGCACCCCCGGGCGGCAGUGCGGCCCAUCAGCGAGCGCGGCCUGCUGCAGGGGGACGAGAUCUGGAAUGCCCUGACGGACAACUACGGCCACGUCAUGCCCGUGGACUGGAAGUCCUCACACACCAGGGCCUUACACCUGCUCACGCUCAACCUCUCUGAGAAGGAGAUGAGUGACAAUCUUCUGUUUGACCCAUCGGAGGAGGAGGAGCUGCGGGAACAGCUGGACAUGCAUUCCAUCAUCGUGUCCUGCAUCAACGAGGAGCCCCUGGUCACCGCUGAGCAGGUGAUUGAAGAGAUUGAGGAGAUGAUGCAGGAGUCUCCGGACCUGGAGGAUGAUGAGACACCCAUGCAGCCUGAACGCCUCUCCAUGCUGUCCCAGGAGGUCCAGACUCUGAAGAGGUCAAGCACCAGCAGUUAUGAAGAGAGGGUGAAGCGACUGCCCAGCUCGGAGCUGAAUGAGCUGCUGGAGGAGAUUGAGGCCGCCAUCAAAGACUUCUCAGAGGAGCUGGUACAGCAGCUGGCCCUGCGGGACGAGCUGGAAUUCGAGAAGGAGGUGAAGAACAGCUUCAUCUCCAUCCUCAUCGAAGUGCAGAAUAAGCAGAAGGAGCACAGAGAGUCGACCAAGAAGAAGAAGAAGCUCAAGAAUGGCGGCAGCCAGAAUGGCGGCCCGAAUGGGAAGAGCGAGAGAGGCCACAUGCCGGGCACGCGCUUCAGCAUGGAAGGAAUCUCAAAUGUCAUUCAGAAUGGUCUCCGCCACACCUUUGGAAACUCAGGUGGAGAGAAACAGUACUUGACAACAGUCAUUCCUUAUGAGAAAAAAAAUGGACCUCCAUCUGUUGAAGAUCUUCAGAUAUUGACCAAAAUUCUCCGUGCCAUGAAGGACGACAGUGAGAAGGUGCCCAGCCUGCUGACUGACUACAUACUGAAGGUCCUGUGCCCCACCUAGUGUCGCGCCUCCCUCCUGCGGAGCAGCCUUCUCUGUGGGGGACCCUGAGCCAACUUCCCAGAGCAUCACUCUGCCAGCUGGCCGUUGCCACCGCUCCUGCCCCUGGACAUGCAGCACACCUGGACUUGGGCUUGCCUCUCCGUAUUAGCAGGUGGCGCCUGCACUAAAUGUUCUCGUCCUGGAACCUUCUAGGGCCCUCUGGAUCCUAGCGAUGUGCUUCUGUGAGACAGCCAGGAACUCAGCCCCAGUACUGCCCGGUGGGGAGGACUGUGAGCUGCCUGUGUCACCUGCCACCCAGGGCCUCGUCCCUGUGUCCGGCUUGCUAGAGUGAAGCCCGGCCAUGCUCAGCAGAGUGGCAGCACCAGCACUGAUCUUGAGAGAGAACUGACAGUAUACACAUUACCUUCCAGUAUUUUCCAGAGUGUGGAACUGUUGACUGCAGAACUGAAAGGCAGAAUGUACCUCUUCUUGCUUAAAUGCGUAGUGGACAAGGAAAUGGUGGAAUGGGACUGUGUUGAGUGGUUGAGGCCUCCCAUCCCUCCUGUGCAAACCCUGACCAAUGGCUUCUGUUUGCCUUCAGGACCUCAGCUGCCUCCCUCCCGUGUGGUCCCCAGGGGUCUGUGGAAGGUAUCUGCACCCUCACAGGUGGCCGUGGCCUGCCAUCACCCCCUGCCACCCUGCUCUGUUUUACUCAUGCGUGCUUUCCUGCGGUGGGGGUUGGCCCUAGGACCCACUGCCCCUAAGCACUGAGUGUCAGGAGACACUGCAUCUCCUGCCAGGUGAAUGCCCUCUAAUAAAUGGGGGGAAAAGUCACGUGUGCCCGAGAGCUUUGUUUCUGAGAACAUUUGCCGUAACUUGUGAUGUGGUUUUUUUUUUUGUUUUUUUUUUUGUUGUUCCCUUUCUUCCUUGCAGGGAUGUGCUAGGUUCUUUCCUUUCCCUUCUCCCAGGGUGUGUGGUGCUGCCCUGGCUGUGAGGCCAUUUUUCUUGGGGUCUCUUGGGCCUCCCUUCCUCCCCAAACCUGAAAAGGUCAUCUGUUUAUUCACAGACACCCUCACCCCUAACUUCCCUUUGAGGUGGGGAAGCAAACAGAUUCAAACAGUAGAACUCAGAAUGCACUCCCAAGUGCCAUAGAUCUAUUUUAUUCUUCAGGAAAUUAUAUAUAUAUAUAUUUUUUCUCUUACAAGAGCACAACAGGAACCGAAGUAAAAGAGUAAAUAGAUACAGCACUCAGGAUAAAUCAUAUCUUUAAAAUAAUAAUAAAAAAAUUUACACCUUGUCCUAUAUCCUGUUAGUAUUUUCAUAAUAUGGCCAUGAUUGGGAAAAAAAAAAAAAAAAGCAAGCAUUUACAUUUUUUUUUUUUUUUUGGCUAAAGACUUUCUAAUGCCAGGAAUGGGUUAAUUGUUAACAAAAUUUAAUACUAAUCAGGCUGAUGUAAAUCUACUUUGGUAACAUACCAUUAACAAAUUUAUUUUGGAAAUAGAUAAAAAAUAUUGCCCCUAGAUAAUAAAUCUUUUUUUUUUUUCUUUGAUGCAAACAGCUAGAACACUUUCUUCUUUUUUUCUUUUGUUAUUCUAAGACAAAAGGGUUAAUCUUCAGAUUAAUAAAUUAGGUCAUAAUAAUAAUAAAUUAAUUUUUUUAAAGUUCAGCAACCUCUGUCCAAGUAUUUACAACAAUACUUGAAAGUUCCUUUAUAAAACAGAGCACAUUUUCUUUUCACAUUAAGCAUACUGGGUAUCUGCCUUUCACAACAAGCUUUUUUUUUUUUUUAAAAGGAAAAAAAAAAUCAAUGCACAAGUGGGUAAUUAGUAUAAAAGUGCUAAGAGCUGUUUGAAAAGUUAACACUAUAGUAUACAGUCAGUUAUAUUUGAGGCAAAACUACAACAAACUUCCAGCUUAUUAUGGACAAUAUUCCAGUAGUUGUUUCAAACGGUUGUUUGAAGAAGGAGGGGAAAAAAAAAAAAAACAAGAAAAAAAAAAAACAUCCAGGAGCUGAUUAGUGAUGUUAAAACAAUGCCUUCAGUGUGUCUGAGCAGUGAGAAAUCUGAAUUGAAAACUGAAUGGAAGGAGGUUCUAAAUGAGGUGCCCUCUUCACCCCCAUACCCUCCCACAACUGCAGACAGAAUGUGAGUCAACUGAACAUUUGCAAGUGAUCAAAAAAAAAAGCACUGAUAUGGAAUGCCUGUUUGUCUUGUU
Messenger RNA from Erinaceus europaeus (western European hedgehog), 3400 nucleotides. RefSeq names its product fasciculation and elongation protein zeta 2 (gene FEZ2). Bases 74 to 1207 code for a protein of 377 amino acids. NCBI's taxonomy places the organism in Eukaryota, Metazoa, Chordata, Mammalia, Eulipotyphla, Erinaceidae. The transcript is spliced from 9 exons. The record is from RefSeq and is a predicted model, not a curated record. Gene Ontology annotation, cellular component: axon; cytoplasm.